CUUAUAUACAUGUAAAAGCCACAACCUCCAAGAAUCAUCAUCAUUAUCAAGCAAUAUAAUAAAAAGCAGCCAACCCCAUGUUCUAGAUUUGUAAUCUUUUUGGUAAUCUAAUUUCUUUUUAUAUAUUUCCACUUUCUAUUAUUUGAUUGGUCUUUCCUAUUGCUUGCCUUGUAACUCAAAACCAGCUUGGAAAAUUUGGAAAUAUUCUGGUCAGAUCUUGCUUUGUUGGGUUUUUAUUUAAUUCCAAACUCAUCAGCAUCAUCACCAUAGAAAGAAAAUAAACCCAACUUUUGUCCAUUUUUCAUUUCUAUUUUGUUUUGAAAAAAGAGUUUGAGAAAUGGGAAUGGCAGCUGCAGAUCUACAGUUUCAUGUUUUAGCUGUUGAUGAUAGCUUGAUAGAUAGAAAGCUUAUUGAAAGGCUCUUUAGAAUCUCUUCUUGCCAAGUCACUACUGUAGAUUCUGGAAGUAAAGCUUUGGAAUUUCUUGGUUUACAAGAGCAUGACCAAAAUCAACCUUGUGUUUCUCCUAGCAACCAACAGGAAGUGGAAGUUAAUCUUAUUAUCACAGAUUACUGUAUGCCUGGGAUGACAGGCUAUGAUUUGCUAAAGAAAAUUAAGGAAUCUUCAUCUCUGAGAAAUAUACCUGUAGUCAUUAUGUCAUCUGAAAAUGUUCCUUCAAGAAUUAGUAGAUGUUUAGAAGAAGGGGCAGAAGAAUUUUUUCUGAAACCAGUGAGAUUAUCAGAUGUUAAUAAGCUUAGACCCCAUAUGAUGAAAACUAAGUGUAAAAGCCUGCCCCAACAAGAAGCUGAGAAAAUGGUCACAAAACCAAAACAAGAAUCUAUUGAAAUUGCAAAUGUUCAAUCACAAGCACAAGAGCCUGCAGAACCACAAACAGAAUCAGAGACAGUACAACAGCAACAAAAAUCACAAGCCAAUAAUAAUAACAACAAGAGAAAGGCCAUGGAAGAAAAUCUAUCACCAGAUAGAACAAGGCCAAGAUACAGUAGUGGCCUCACUGCAGUCUAAUCAGGAUCGUCACCUCGUGCCAUAAGGUGUUUUGGCUUAAGUCCUGCAACGAGUGCAACCCUCGUGUUUAGUUGCUAUCGUUUAGUUUGAAACCUUGAAUUGAGUGCCGGUGAUAAGCCGGAGGAAGGUGAGGAUGACGUCAAGUCAUCAUGCCCCUUAUGCCUUGGACCCUGCCUCGUCUAUGUUUUUGACAGCCCAUCUUUGUCUCCGUAGAGUCUUUCAAUGGCACGUCUCAGGCCUCUUCCCUUAGCCUCACUGCAGUCUAAUCAGGAGUGCAAAUAUGUAAACUUUUUUUGUUCUUUCCCAAUUUGGAAAUUACUACAGAUAACCUCCUUUUUUCACAUUUUUUUAGGAUAAUGCAAGAUGACCUCAAUGUAGAUUUUACAUGGGAAAAACUUUCAUCCAGUUUUGUUUUGCUAAUCUUAAGAGGGGAACAUUAGUAUUGCCAAUGUAGAUAGAAAUGUGCUGAAAUUUACUUCUUGUAAAUAGACAAGCAUUUACUAUAGAAGAGGCAUUCUCUUUUAAUUUAA
Nicotiana attenuata is the source of this 1554-nucleotide messenger RNA. Its product is annotated as two-component response regulator ORR9-like. The transcript has 5 exons. Lineage: Eukaryota; Viridiplantae; Streptophyta; Magnoliopsida; Solanales; Solanaceae. The coding region runs from base 338 to 1024 and encodes 228 amino acids. The record is from RefSeq and is a predicted model, not a curated record. Gene Ontology annotation, biological process: phosphorelay signal transduction system; cytokinin-activated signaling pathway.